AUGGCAUCGCUGGUGCGCCAUCUAUGCUGUUUCGGCUCACCAUCUUCCAAAUCGACCAAUUCGAGGGAGGAAGCCGUCGCUCUCGAGAAGAAACCAGGGAACAGUCGACAGUCAUCCGAGACCGAGUUCGACCUGUAUAUCGAUGAAGGAAUCAACCUCCAAGAGAAGCUGUGGCAGGCAGCGGUCAGCGAUAAGUCACAAUGUAUCGCGAUCAGCCAGCGACAGAGCCUGGGAACUUUUACCACGGCCAGCUACGAGAGUUCGCUCCAGAGUCUGCGCGGCAAAUGUCGCUCGAAUUCGCUCUCGCGAUACCAGCCCCAUGUCGAGAGGGUGCUCGGUGGAAUCAAGCCCUUUGUCGGCGCCUUGAAUACAAUGGUCUCGUCGCAUCCGGAGGUCGCAGGUCUGGUUUGGGGCGCGACUCAGAUUGUCCUAGAGGGUGCCCUCCGCUACACUUCGAUUUUUGAAGAGAUCAGCCGAAUUAUUGAAGAUCUGGCGCAGGUUCUUCCACGAUUCGGGGCGUUCCUGGAUAUCCUGCGGACCCCGAAGUUGCACACGGCGCUCCGAGAGGUGUACUGCAUUUACAUCGACUUUUGCUCGGUGGAAACCAAGCGCCUCUUGAGUCGGUCCAAAGUAACCUUCGAAGAUGAGGUACAGCUCGCAAUCGUCCAGGUUGAAGCGGCGCGCCACCAGGAACUCUUGUUGCGAUUGCCGCAUGGCAAAGAAGACCCCGACGAGCCAGUUACUCAAGGUCUCCUCGCACAGAAUCCUCGGUUCACAGGACGGAAAGCCAUUCUAGAAAGGAUACACAGUCGUUUGGAUCACAGUGGCGAAACGUCACCCGAAGACUGUCGAAUGCGAUCAUGUACCGUCCACGGCAUUGGAGGAAUUGGAAAAACCGAAACAGCCCUAGAGUAUACCUACCGGUACCGGUCUUAUUACACACAUAUUUUUUGGUUCCGAGCCGAUUCGAGCUCAGAUUUGCUCGACUCAUUCUUGAAAAUGGUAACGACCUUGGGACUAGGCAAGGAGGAUAUGUCGUCAGAGAAACUGGUUGCCGAGGGACUGAGGUGGUUGAGCAACACAACUGCCAGAUAUCUUCUCAUCUAUGACAAUGCAGAAGAGCCGCGGACCAUCCUUCCUUUCUGGCCCAGUGGAGUGCACGGCACUGUUCUGGUGACCAGCCAAAACCCGGGUUUAAGCGAUAUCACUUCGUCUGCGGUCGAGCUUACCUCGAUGACUCCUGGCGAAGGCAGUUUGCUGAUUCAAAGUUAUUUGCAGAGAGGAAGGUCCGAACAGGCGGAGGCAAGAGCCCUCUGUGAAGAGCUUGGCGGACUUCCUCUUGCCAUUGCACACUUUGCAGGAUAUGUUGCAAAGUCUCAGUGCUCACUGCAACAAAUAUCAUCUUCGCUCCAAGAACGUCUCAAGUCAAGUCAGAUCUGGUCAUCGGACAGCGUGGCUUCGAGAGACAUGCAUGCGCGGACUCUCAGCACCGUGUGGGAUCUGGCGAUGCACAGACUGACGCCGGAUGCAUAUGAGCUUCUGCGUCUGUUGGCAUUUCUGAGUCCAGAUUCAGUCCCAGAGGAAAUGUUCAUUGGCCCCGGGCAGGAAGAAACAACUGAGGAAUGGGAUUAUUGGAGUGUUCACAAGUAUUGUUUACCCAGCUGUCCACGGAGUGACUCGGUGGCUAAUGGAAUCGUCAGGUUCAACGAAGCCGCCAAAGUCCUUAGAGAACGCCACCUUGUCGAUCGACUAAGAAUGAACGAUGGCAGCGCAGCAAUCAAGAUUCACCGAGCUCUGCAGCGAAGCAUUCUCCACAAGCUUGAUCAGGAUCCAACACUACGGCAGCAUGUAUUCGAUACCGCUGUCUCGAUUGUGCGCAGGGCCUUCCCACUUCAGAGUCUGGCCAAGAAGGGAGAUACCAGCCAGUGGCCCGCGAACAAGAAAUUCCUUCCUCAUGUCAACAGCCUCAACACCUGUGUUACGCAGGCUGACCCGCCGAUGGGCCAUAACCUCACGUUAGCCGAGCUCGAACGGGAUGCCAGCUGGUUCUUGCUGAACUGGGAAGUUCGUCCUACUGCCAUCCCAUUGCUGGAGGGAGCGGAAAGGAUCUGUCGUGGAAUGAUCGCCACAGAAAACCCCAAGAUUGCUUCAAUCUAUGCUGAUGUGCUCUGCACGAUGGCAUCCUAUGAUCAAUACGACGGCAUCGAGGGCCGAGAGCGUGGCCUGGAACGCACUGGGAUGGCAUGGGAAAUCCGCGAGAGAGAGUUCCUUGACAAGCCUACCGAAGAUGUUCAACCCGAGGACUACAUUAACCUCGGACGCACGUUGGGCGAUUACGGAUGCUGUUAUGCCCAAAUGGACCGUAUACACGAGGCUAAUGAAUGUUGGGAAAAGAUGCUCGGUUUCUACAAAAAGGCAGGCACGGAAAAGACCCUCACUGCGCGAUUUGGACAAGUAUAUGGAGACUUGGCGAUGGCGCGUGCCGCACAAGGCAGACAUGAGGAAGCAAAAGCAUACGCAAGGAAUAGUCUGCGGUUACUGGAGCAAGCGCUGGAUCCCGAAAACCAUUUCCGAGUCUUCACGACAUUCAUACUCGCUUUCUCGACGUUCGCUGCUGGUGACAUUGAGGAUGCUCUUCAAUUGCAUCGAGAUGCUCUCAGCCGGAACCUGGAAGACUUGGGUCCAUCACAUCAUCUCACCUUGGCUAGUCGUUACAAUGUGGCUGUGGGUUUGCAUAGAGUUGGGGAUCUCGAAGGAGCGGAGUGCGUUUUGUUCCCCAAGCGCUCCAGACAGGGAUCAAGCUGA
This is a messenger RNA of Penicillium alfredii, 2805 nucleotides long. RefSeq names its product pfs domain-containing protein. NCBI's taxonomy places the organism in Eukaryota, Fungi, Ascomycota, Eurotiomycetes, Eurotiales, Aspergillaceae. The record is from RefSeq and is a predicted model, not a curated record. Bases 1 to 2805 code for a protein of 934 amino acids. Gene Ontology annotation, molecular function: protein binding; ADP binding. The transcript is spliced from 3 exons.